Molecule: messenger RNA, 1111 nt
Organism: Cucurbita moschata (crookneck pumpkin)
Lineage: Eukaryota; Viridiplantae; Streptophyta; Magnoliopsida; Cucurbitales; Cucurbitaceae
Product: adenine phosphoribosyltransferase 3-like
Exons: 6
Coding region: 217-765 (182 amino acids)
Biological process (GO): adenine salvage
Cellular component (GO): cytoplasm; cytosol
Molecular function (GO): adenine phosphoribosyltransferase activity
Source: RefSeq, a predicted model, not a curated record
AACUAGGACACAGAAAUUCUCGUCUUUUAAAUUGUAGUGCAGAGAGAAGUGCCAUCGCUCGCGCUCUCUCUCUUCACUUCCAUAGUCCUUUUCUCUCUCAUCCAUCACUGUCACCUUUUUCCUCUCUUCCAGUAUAUAUUUCUCUUGCAGUUCGUCCUACAAAGCGCACACACGCAUACACAGAUUUCAGUUCUUCAGGCUUCUGAGACCACAGCAAUGUCGGCCAUUAAGGACGAAGAUCCUCGCAUCAAUGGAAUCCGAACUAACAUCCGCGUCGUUCCCGAUUUUCCGAAGCCAGGUAUCAUGUUCCAGGAUAUUACCACUCUGUUGCUUGAACCGAAGGUCUUCAAGGAUGCGAUUGACAUGUUCGUGGAGCGAUACAAGGGGAAAAAUAUCACCGUCGUUGCAGGAAUUGAAGCGCGUGGGUUUAUUUUUGGUCCUCCAAUUGCGUUGGCUAUCGGAGCAAAGUUUGUGCCUCUGAGAAAACCAAAGAAAUUGCCUGGUGGAGUUAUGUCUGAAGCGUACAUCUUGGAAUAUGGAAGGGAUUGCCUAGAAAUGCAUGUUGGUGCUGUCGAGGCCAACGAACGUGCCUUGGUUGUUGAUGACUUGGUUGCCACUGGUGGCACUCUCUGUGCAGCCAUCAAUUUACUUGAACGAGCUGGAGCAGAAGUGGUUGAAUGUGCAUGCGUGAUUGAAAUACCAGAAUUAAAGGGUCGAGAGAGACUAAAAGGGAAACCACUGUACACUUUAGUGGAGUACCGAUGAAUGUGGCGGCGUCAGAUGGUUGAAUCGCUGCCGGUGACGAUCCAAAAACAAGUGUGCCGCCGUCGUCAGAGUGCAGCUACUUCUUGCCGGAAUCAUUUUGAUCUCUCAUAUCUCAAUGUCUGUUUCUGUUCUUAGUUCUUGUUCGUGUUCCUGCCCUUUCUUUUGUUUUCUAUUUAAUCAAUGAAUCUUAUGCUUUGAAACUUGUGAGUUUUUCAGGGAAAGAAGCCCUUAUGAUUUCUUUCCACCCUCAUUUUUCUCCAAUUUACUUGGAGACUUUUUUUUAUUCGCUUUAGAGAGUUCAAUUUUGAAUUGUGUACGAGAAAGUAGAACGUUUAUUUUAUUUGUA